CUUUUGUUCACUGGAUGUUGCAUGAUUGAAAACUGAGUUUCAAAUGUGUAGUUUUGUGUUGUGAAAUAGUUCAAUGCUAUGACAACAAAUACUAAACGUACGGUGUAUGUUGGUGGUUUGGCAGAAGAAGUUGAUGAGAAAGUUCUGCAUGCAGCAUUCAUUCCAUUUGGUGAUAUAGUUGACAUUCAGAUACCUCUUGAUUAUGAAACUGAAAAACAUAGAGGUUUUGCAUUUGUUGAAUUUGAGGCAGCCGAAGAUGCAGCAGCUGCUAUUGAUAACAUGAAUGAUUCAGAACUUUUUGGAAGAACCAUUAGAGUAAAUUUGGCAAAACCUCAGAAGAUUAAAGAAGGCUCAUCAAAACCCGUUUGGGCAGAUGAUUCUUGGCUUCAAGAACAUGCUGGUGCAACAUUAAAGAAAGCUGAUAAUGCAACCAAGAGAUCUGCUAGUGGAGAAACAACUGAGGAUGAACCUGAAACAAAGAAAGUUAAGAAAAAUCCACAAGUAUAUUUUGAUAUCAAAAUAGGAAAAGUUGAUGUUGGUCGCAUAAUAAUGAUGCUCAGAAGUGACAUAGUUCCCAAAACUGCAGAAAAUUUUAGAUGUCUUUGUACACAUGAAAAAGGUUUUGGUUAUCAAGGAAGUACCUUUCAUCGAAUAAUACCUGAUUUUAUGUGCCAAGGAGGAGAUUUCACUAACCAUAAUGGCACAGGGGGUAGAUCUAUAUAUGGAAGUAAAUUUGAAGAUGAGAAUUUUACUCUCAAGCACACUGGACCUGGAACACUUUCCAUGGCCAAUUCUGGUCCUAAUACUAAUGGAUCACAGUUCUUUCUGUGCACUGCCAGGACUGAUUGGCUAGAUGGGAAGCAUGUUGUAUUUGGCCAUGUUAUUAGUGGUCUAGAUGUCCUAAAGAAAAUGGAGAAAUGUGGGACAAAAGCGGGCACACCAACAGAAAAAGUGACAAUUGCAGCAUGUGGGGAACUUGUUUAAUUUUAUCUACAGUUCUAUGUAUGGGGACAUCCACCGCAUGAACAUGUGUCCCUUGAAAUCUGCUGGGCAGUACAAAUUAAUUAUAAUUGUGCAACUGUGAA
This is a messenger RNA of Schistocerca americana (American grasshopper), 1085 nucleotides long. It is a transcript of the gene cyp33, whose product is annotated as peptidyl-prolyl cis-trans isomerase E. The record is from RefSeq and is a predicted model, not a curated record. NCBI's taxonomy places the organism in Eukaryota, Metazoa, Arthropoda, Insecta, Orthoptera, Acrididae. The coding region runs from base 79 to 984 and encodes 301 amino acids. Gene Ontology annotation, biological process: protein folding; protein peptidyl-prolyl isomerization. Gene Ontology annotation, cellular component: intracellular membrane-bounded organelle. The transcript is spliced from 7 exons. Gene Ontology annotation, molecular function: peptidyl-prolyl cis-trans isomerase activity; RNA binding.